Messenger RNA from Symbiodinium natans, 156 nucleotides. The record is from the annotation of a GenBank genome assembly. NCBI's taxonomy places the organism in Eukaryota, Dinophyceae, Suessiales, Symbiodiniaceae.
AUGGCCGGAGAUGUGGAGAUCGUUCAGAUGCUCCCGGAGAUGCUCGCGUGGACGAAGCGUUUCCAGAGACGUCUUUGGGGUUUGGUGGGCGCCUACUCUUCCAGCAUCACUGCCAUCGUCCAGCGCGUCUUCUCCGAUCCAGAGGUCUUCCAAAAG